AUGAUUGGAUUCCGUUCUACUCUCCUUAAGCACAAACCCUUUGGUAGAUUCAGUUAUGGACUGAGACUUCGUUUCAGCACUAGAGCGUUGAAAUCACCAUUUAAUGGGGAACGGAAAAUAAAGUCCGGUGUAUGGGUGCCUAGCAUCAUUUUAUUAGGUACGAUUACAGCCUUCAUUUCCCAGGGUAAUAACAUUGCAUUGGAUUCGAAACAGACACAGGGUGUCACAGUUGAAGAAUUGAGGAAGCAUAAUUCGACUUCUGAGGGUAUUUGGGUCGCACUUAAUGGCCAGGUUUACGAUUUGACUGAUUUCUUGGUACAACACCCAGGAGGUGCUGAUAUUAUCAUACACUAUGCGGGUUGUGAUGCCAGUCUUAUUUUCAAUAAGUUCCACGCUAAGGACGUGUUUAGUAAAUACCUAUCGCCAGAAAAUUAUCUUGGUCCAUUGAUAGGAGAAAUGGAGAUGGCAGCCGAUAUUACCGAAGAUAACGACGAAGAUAGGCUUGAAAGAAUAGAAAACAAACCUCCUUUGGCUGCUAUGUUCAAUUUAUCCGAUUUUGAAUAUGUAGCUAAGGCAAUACUUCCAAAAAAUGCUUGGUCGUAUUACUCGGGAGGUUCUGAUGAUGAGGUAACUAUGAGGGAAAAUAAUAAUGCAUUCCUCAGGAUUUUUUUUAAUCCAAAAGUCUUAAUUGAUACUGCUGAUGUUGAUAUGUCGACUGAAAUGUUAGGCACGAAGACAGACGCUCCUUUUUAUUGUUCUGCUGCUGCUGCUGCGAAACUUGGACAUCCUGAUGGUGAAUUAUCGAUCGCUGAUGGAUGCGGAUCGGAGAAUAUCAUCCAGAUGAUUUCAAGUGCUGCAUCGUACUCUUUCGAUGAGAUUAGUGACUUUUCAAAAAAGGGGACCUCCCAGUGGUUUCAAUUAUAUGUGCAUAAGGACAGAACGCUGAGUUAUGAAAUGAUUGAAGCUUGUGAGAAAAAAGGAAUUAAGGGUCUAUUUGUGACCGUUGAUACUCCUUUAUUUGGACGCAGAGAAAAGGACUUAAGAUUUAAAGUAGGUCAGACAGAUGAUGACGAGAGUGACGAAACUUCUGCUGGCGGUGACGAUUUUAUUCUUUCGUAUAGAGAUGCUGGGUUAUGUUGGGAUGAUAUUGACAAAUUUAAGAAAGCAACUAACUUGCCUAUCGUUAUUAAGGGUGUCCAAAGAGUGGAGGAUGUGUUACUUGCGAUAGAACACAAAGUAGACGGAGUGGUAUUGUCCAACCAUGGUGGUAGACAGCUUGAUUUUGCAAGAGCCCCAAUUGAGGUUUUGGCUGACGUUAUGCCAGUUUUAAGAGAUAAGAAGUUAGAAAACGAAAUUGAAAUUUAUGUCGACGGGGGAAUUAGAAGAGGAAGUGAUGUAAUCAAGGCUUUAUGUUUAGGUGCAAAAGGUGUUGGACUCGGAAGAUCGUUUUUGUACGCAAAUAGUGCUUAUGGAAAGAAGGGAGUAGUCAAAGCCUGUGAAUUGUUGAAGGACGAAAUAGCUAGAGACAUGAAAUUGCUUGGGGUUUCUAAACUUGAAGAUUUAAAGCCCGAAUUAUUGGAUUUGAGAAGCUUAUAUUCUAGACCAAUAUACCAGUCUGUCGUGGGUUCAAAUUAUGAACCAUUGUACCUUCCAAAGUUUAAAAAUGAAGAUGAUUAA
Debaryomyces tyrocola is the source of this 1677-nucleotide messenger RNA. NCBI's taxonomy places the organism in Eukaryota, Fungi, Ascomycota, Pichiomycetes, Serinales, Debaryomycetaceae. The record is from the annotation of a GenBank genome assembly.